Molecule: messenger RNA, 2501 nt
Organism: Drosophila eugracilis
Lineage: Eukaryota; Metazoa; Arthropoda; Insecta; Diptera; Drosophilidae
Gene: Indy
Product: protein I'm not dead yet
Exons: 9
Coding region: 156-1928 (590 amino acids)
Biological process (GO): citrate transport; monoatomic anion transmembrane transport
Cellular component (GO): membrane
Molecular function (GO): succinate transmembrane transporter activity; citrate transmembrane transporter activity
Source: RefSeq, a predicted model, not a curated record
CGUUAAGCAACAUAUUCAUAAAAAGUUGUCUAGCAAUCGAAUAAAUAGAUGUUUUUCGUCGCGCUGGUACGAAGUAUGAAAUAAUCGCUCUGCGUGUGUGCUACCAAAGAAACCGAUUCUUUAGAUAUAUCUAGACUAUAUAGUAUAGAUCCAUCAUGGCUACCGAAACAACGAAAAUGAUCUACACGCCUCCGCCACUGGACGUCAAAAUGGAAAUUGAAAUCGGUGAACAACCCCAACCACCUGUGAAGUGCUCAAACUUCUUCUCGAACCAUUGGAAGGGAUUGGUGGUCUUCCUGGUCCCUCUGCUAUGUCUGCCUGUAAUGCUCCUGAACGAAGGCUCCGAAUUCCGUUGCAUGUACCUGCUUAUGGUAAUGGCCGUGUUUUGGGUGACAGAAGUCUUGCCUCUCUAUGUCACCUCUAUGAUUCCCAUUGUGGCUUUCCCAAUAAUGGGUAUAAUGAGCUCCGAAGAGACUUGUAAAUUGUAUUUCAAAGAUACGCUUGUGAUGUUCAUGGGCGGCAUCAUGGUGGCCCUUGCUGUGGAAUACUCCAAUCUGCACAAGCGUCUAGCCUUGAGGGUAAUCCAAAUCGUGGGCUGCAGUCCCCGAAGAUUACACUUCGGCCUCAUUAUGGUUACCAUGUUCUUGAGUAUGUGGAUCUCGAAUGCCGCCUGCACUGCGAUGAUGUGUCCCAUUAUACAGGCUGUGCUGGAGGAGCUUCAGGCUCAGGGAGUCUGCAAGAUCAACCACGAACCUCAAUACCAGAUCGUUGGAGGCAACAAGAAGAACAACGAGGAUGAGCCACCAUACCCCACCAAAAUCACGCUUUGCUACUAUCUGGGCAUUGCCUAUGCCUCCUCGUUGGGCGGCUGCGGAACCCUCAUCGGAACUGCCACCAAUCUCACCUUCAAGGGUCUCUACGAUACACGUUUCGCGAACUCCACCGAAAAGUUGGACUUUCCCACUUUCAUGUUCUACUCGGUGCCUUCUAUGCUGGUGUACACCCUGCUGACAUUCGUGUUCCUGCAGUGGCACUUCAUGGGCCUAUGGCGUCCCAAGAGCAAGGAGGCCCAGGAAGUCCAGAGGGGCAAUGAGGGCGCCGAUGUUGCCAAAAAGGUUAUCGAUCAGCGCUAUAAGGAUUUGGGCCCUAUGACCAUCCACGAAAUUCAAGUGAUGAUUCUGUUCAUCUUCAUGGUUUUCAUGUACUUCACUCGCAAGCCAGGCAUCUUUACCGGCUGGGCUGAUCUGCUGCCCUCACAGGAUAUUCGUAACUCUAUGCCUACCAUAUUCGUCGUGAUCAUGUGCUUCGUCCUGCCUGCCAACUACGCCUUCCUGCGUUACUGCACAAGAAGCGGUGGCCCAGUGCCCACAGGCCCUACUCCCUCUCUAGUCACCUGGAAGUUCAUCCAGACCAAGGUUCCAUGGGGUCUGGUGUUUCUGUUGGGCGGUGGUUUUGCAUUGGCCGCAGGCAGUAUUAAGAGUGGAAUGGCCAAAAUGAUUGGCAACGCCUUGAUUGGACUAAAGGUCCUGCCCAACGCUGUGCUCCUGUUGGUGGUUAUCCUGGUGGCCGUGAUUCUGACGGCAUUCAGCUCCAAUGUGGCUAUAGCCAACAUUAUUAUUCCAGUGCUGGCCGAGAUGUCCCUGGCCAUUGAGAUUCAUCCACUGUACCUGAUUCUGCCUGCUGGUCUGGCCUGCAGUUUGGCCUUCCAUCUGCCGGUCAGUACUCCGCCCAAUGCUUUAGUAGCAGGUUACGCCAAUAUUAGGACAAAGGACAUGGCCAUCGCUGGAAUUGGCCCGACCAUAAUUACCGUCGUUACCCUGUUCGUUUUCUGCCAAACCUGGGGACUGGUCGUCUAUCCAAACCUCAAUUCUUUCCCCGAGUGGGCACAAGUCUACGCCGCUGAUGCCUUGGAACACAAGUCGCAUUAAAUAGUUAGUACAUAGUGUAAUGUAAAACACAGACCGUCGCAGCGAUGGGAGAAUCAAGAAAUUUUAGGGAAUUGUAAAAGAAAGUGCCUUCGUUGACAGCGAAAAUUGUGAAACAAUAUUUAACUAUACUUGCAUUUCUGAAUUUCGAAAUGUUUUGAUACGAAAACAUUAACUAUUGUUUAGCAAAACGUGUUGAAAAGAUAUGUCAUACUAAAUUGUUAAUCAGGACUUGAGCUCCUGGUUAACGAACUCAGCUAAAUAAUUAAAUUCAAAUUAAUGUUACUUAACUGUUGCAUUUAGCAAAAAGAUUUCAAAAAUUUGGGAAAUUUUGUUCUAGGGCAGCACUGGCUUGCCAAUAUUUUUAUUAACUAGACUGAGAUAACGUACAUAUUCAUGCUUUGCAAUGUGUAAAAAAAAUAAUAUGAACAACUUACUCAAUACUUGAUUGCAAACCGAAAUGAGCACACAAAUAGCCUUAGUAUAAGCUUAAAUGAUACUGUGUAAAUUUGCAAAUGAUUUAUGUUUUAUAUAGUUUGUAAUAAAUAUCAAAUAAAUAAAAAGCUCAAACAAUAA